Aethina tumida (small hive beetle) is the source of this 4226-nucleotide messenger RNA. It is a transcript of the gene MnM, whose product is annotated as titin homolog. The record is from RefSeq and is a predicted model, not a curated record. NCBI's taxonomy places the organism in Eukaryota, Metazoa, Arthropoda, Insecta, Coleoptera, Nitidulidae. The transcript has 5 exons. Bases 125 to 4051 code for a protein of 1308 amino acids. Gene Ontology annotation, molecular function: protein binding.
AAAUAAGUCAUUUCUAAUAUAAAACUGCCGGAGAUAAAAUUUUCGGCCGGCAAUGUUGGCACAGUUCUAAAAUUAUACAUCGGGCUGGGUUAGUAGUGACGUUUUUUCAGCAUGACAGUGUGCUAUGGGGAACACACAUGUCAAACCCCAUCCCCGAACAAGAAAAAAACAAGUACAUUGGAAAGCGGCAGAUCGACCGUCACCGCCUGGUAAACCGCAUCUGGUCACAGAAAAUGAGGCCACCCCCGAUUUAAUAACAAUCCGCUGGAGCAAACCAGUUAAAGAUGGCGGAUCUCCAAUUUCGGGUUAUCUGGUUGAGCAUCGUCGAACAGGUUCCCCGCACUGGGUACGGGCAACGCCAUUAAUGGUACCGUUUCCCGAGCUAACGGUCAGCGGUUUGGAACCAGGAUGGCGAUACCAAUUCAGGAUCAGCGCAGAGAACGCAGUUGGCUUAUCAGAUCCAGGGGAACUCUCAGAACCUAUCACCGUAACACUACAAAGAUCGGCUAUUACGGCACCACGAUUCACCGAGGAACUUAAGGAUGCCACAGCACUUGAAAAUGAAAAAAUCGAGUUCGCCGUCCACUUUCUCGGGCAACCCGCUCCGAAGGUGUGCUGGUUCAAAGAUGGCUUUGAAAUAUUUAGUAGCAGGCGAAUUAGAAUUUUAACGGAACAUGACAAAAGCAUUUUAACUAUUCACCAGUGCGCUCUGGCUGACGAAGGUGAAAUUAAAUGCACAGCCACGAACAGAGCCGGUCAUGUUUCCACCAAAGCCAAACUCACAUUAGAGGCUCCUCCAGCCAUUCGACUUCCCAGGCAGUACGAAGAAGGUUUAUUAUUCGAAAUUGGCGAAGCGAUACGAUUAAAGGUAUCAGUCGCCGGACGUCCGACUCCGUUGGUCUUUUGGAGCCACAAUGGAGAAUCAAUUCAGAAUAACGAUCGACAAGAAGUUGAAUAUAUCGACAAAUCUUCUGUUUUAAAAAUAAAUGAAGCAAAACGAUCGGAUCGCGGCGAAUAUCAAAUUAAGGCUGUCAACAAACUGGGUGAGGACCACACCUCGUUCCUAGUCACAGUAACUGAUAAACCUUCCCCUCCUGGUAAAGCAAGAGUAAUAAUGACUUUAGGUAGAUCAGUUACUUUGUCGUGGUCUACACCUAACGAUGAUGGAGGAUGUAAGAUUGGGAAUUACAUUAUAGAAUAUUACAGACUAGGCUGGAACGUAUGGCUUAAAGCCGCAACGAGUAGACAACUAACUACCAUGCUUGGUGAUUUGAUUGAAGGUAGUGAAUACAAAUUUAGAGUCAAAGCAGAAAGUCCUUAUGGGAUCAGCGAACCCAGUGAGGAAACGGACGUUGUUUUUAUUCCCGAUCCUAAAAGAGGCAUUACGCAACCUAAUCAAACCAGAGGGCGCAGUCAACCAAGAGAUAUUUUAGAUGAUAUAUCCACGCCUGUAGCAGUAAAACGUAAAAAGCCAAGGUCACAAUCUUCUGGGAGAGCGGAAGAGAAACAUACUGAAUCAAAUAUACAAUCAUCCAUUUUUAAUGCCGGAAUACCUAAGAGGCCUGAACGAACAAAAAUUAAAAGCCCUCCCAAAACACCAGAAGUAUCUCCUAUGCCCACUAAAAAAAGUGUGGCAAAUAAUAUUAACAAAAAUAUAUUUGACAGAUCAUCAAUGACAAGGGAACUUUCUUAUGGAAGCCCUGAGAUAAAAGUAAAAAAAGAGUUAGAUUUGCCGGAUAAUUAUUUAUUGAAUUAUUCAAGUUCUGAAAAAUCAAAAACACCUAGUCCUAUAUUAAUGAAAGAUGACUCUGAGCAACGACCUUCUAGAUCUAGAUCUGUCAGCUUCUCAUCGCAGAAGAGCCUAUCUCCAAGUCCAGAACCACCAAAAAAUAAAUCACCUAGGGAAAAUAAUGAAAAUAUUACUGGUAGUUCAGAAUUUAUGUUGGUACUUUAUCCAGAUGGAAACCAAAAAGGUCACGGUGAUGAAUACUCUAUAGAUUUUGACGAAAAUUCGGUUCCCCCUCCAAUAUCCCUUUCUGCGCCAGAACUGAGUAAGGAACCUCCUGAAAUGUUGCAUUCGUUGAGAAAUUCAGCUAGUUCCUCAGAACUUCUUCACGAAAGAGCCAUGAUGAGAUUCUACCAGGCUGCUGAAGCUGAAGAGGCCGAACUCGAAAAGAAACGGAAACUAAAUGAAAAAAGAAAUAGUGUAGAUAUACCAAAGAUACAAAUUAAUUCACUAGAUGAUGCCAAUAUAGUCGGAUUGGAAAGAAAACACUCCCUAAGGAGAAGAUUGUCGUCUGGUGGAAUAUCCCAUUGGCAAGCGAUGGAAACUCAAAGACGUCAAAGUUUGAAAACUCCCAAAGAAUUAGCCGAAGAGUUGUUGCAAAGUAAAUUGCAGAAGUUUAGUCCGCCGGAAAAACGUGAACUAAUGAUGUUACGUCAACGAUCAGAGUCUGAAGAAAAAGAAGAAAUUGAAUUUGAGAAAGUCCGCAAGAAAAUGCAAGAUAAAGUUAAGUUUGAGAAAAAAGUUAUAAAAGUGGCUGAUAUGGAGAAAUGGAGUGACGAUUACGAAGAAAGUACUGAAGAGGAAACUGAAUCUUCCGAAGAUGAACGACGUAACUCCCAGACUAUACAUCACUAUGACUUAACUGAUGAGGAAGAAGUUACGUAUCAUCCAUCGACCGUGGUGAACAAUGACAACGAACCGUUUGAGAUACUGACUAAACGUAAAAAUUUGCCUGAUCCAAAUUUCGUACCAAAGCCAAUUUUAAAGAAAAAAGAUUACGAAGACAUUAAAUUUGUGGAGACCAUUGCUGUUCCAGUAAAGGAUAAAAAGAAACAAAGGUCCCAUUCACCAAUGCCUGCUGAUGUAAUGCAGCGGGAGAGAUCCCAUUCUUUGGUAGAACAACUAAUAGAUCCAAUAACGGAGAAAAUGUUUGGCAAGAAGCAGGACAAGAAAAAAGAAACCAAUUCUAGACCAAGAUCAUUUUCUUUAAUUCCUAAUAAAGGUGGAGAAAAAUUUCCCUCUUUAGAAAAAAUUAAAGAGGAAGAUAAGGUUUCACCGACACACAAUUUAAAAAUAGCAGCUGAAUUGACUGGUAUUACUGCCGCAAGUAUUGUUAUUCCAGAGAGAUUGUUAAACAAGAAAAAAGAUAACGAGGAGGCUAAAGUCGUAAUUGAUCAUUAUGGGGAUAUUCUUAAAAAUUACAGUCAAAAAAAGAAAUUAAACAAGGAAACUGCAAAGAGUUAUACGGAAACCGAAACUGUAUACACUGUCACAGAAGCAGUUGAACCAUCAAUUGAAAGUUUGUCCCAGAUUGUGGAGAUUAUUGAUGUUAUACCACCAAAGCCAAAUGUAAUAAAGGAGCCACAUAACACAUUUGAAGAAAAAAAGGUGUAUAGCAGAAGUGCUAUAACUAAUGACGAACAAAAAGAUUGUGAACCUCUCAAUGAGAAGAAGCGAGAUUUUAACAAAUCUCCGAAAAAAUCAAGAAGAACUCCAAGCCAAAGUCCAGGUAGGCGUAACCACAGUAGAAGAUCGGCUUCAAAAUCUCCAUCAAGGAACGAGAACUAUUUGAAAAUGGGCUCUGAGAAACGUCGUGGGAAAACAUCUCCUUCACCAAUGAGACAUCCACAAAGAAAUGUAUCUCAAUCACCCGCUACGAGUAGGAGAAACUCAUCUAAAUCGCCCUCGCCCGUGAAUUCAAAAACGUAUGAAUAUUCACGUCACCGGCCCCUGUUAAAAGAAAUUAUGACCCAAACAUCUGUUGGUCUAGAGUCAUUUUCUGCCGAGUCAAGAACAUCUACGCCAACUGGAAGGUCUUCGAAACAAGAGGAGUUGAUCGCCAGAGCAGAAAUUAAAGUAAAAAGUGUUAUCGACUAUGUUACAGAUUUAACUAUGUUUUUGGUAGCUUGUUGGUUGUACGUAUUCAAAAAUGAACUAUUGGCUAUACCAUUUUUAUUGAUAAUGAUUUAUAGACAAUUAACCAGUGAGAUCAAACGAAGGAUACCGAAUUGGUUAGUCAAAAGGUUUUCAAAAAAGAAAGUAUAACAUUAGAAUAUAUAUUUAAUAUUUAUAAACGUAGGAAAUAUUGAUUAUAUCAAAUAUAUUUUUUGAUAUUUCAUAAUAUCAUACCCCUAAAUGAAAUCUAUGAUUUCUGAUAAAGAAUAAGUUCGAUGUAUAUAUUAUAAGUACAUAUUUACUGAAUAAAUUUUGUUUUAAUUUC